AUGUUUUGCAGGAAUGCCAACUGCCGCCAGGCAGAGCAAAAGACCGACGACGAUGACGACGACGACGACGACGACCAGUGGGCACAUCAGCAUCAGAAUCAGCAGCAGCAGAGUCCACCAGCUGGACCAAAGCACAAUUGCUUCACGUGCAAGGGGCGUCACAAUACGCUCUUGCACAAGGACGCCCGACCGGAGAAUAAUCCAACGUCGGUCCCAGCUCAGCCCAGUUCGCACAAUAUUGUCCGGACUUACUUUACCUCUGAGGCAAGGUCCUCACGAGAUAAGUUGCUAGGUACAGCGAUCGUGGACCUUUGGCACAAGGGCACUACUUAUGCUUCACGGGCGCUAUUAGACCCGGCUUCUGAAGCCAAUUUCAUAUCCGAAAGAAUGUUCCGACUCAUGAAGUUACCAUUCCAAACUGUCAGGGCCGAAGUGACAGGCAUUAACGGAAAGGUCAAUAGAACCUUGAAGGUCUGUCACAUAAGCAUUCGGUCAUCGCAUGGACCUCCAGUCCAGAUCGAGAUAGAAGCGUUUGUCUUGUCCCAAGUUGCUGAUGAUUUGCCGUCAUGUACGAUAGCCCAAGCCACACUGGAAGGAAUGCCCAAUAUUCCUCUAGCCGACCCCUCCUUCAGAUUAAAGGCAAAGAUCGAUCUACUCCUUGGCAUUGAUGUAAUACCAGCGGUGACUCUUUCCGGCAUCCAGACCGAAGUGUGCGGAUCUUUAAUGGCUCAAGAGACGAGAUUCGGUUGGGUCAUUUCAGGCCCGUUGCAAGGGGUCCCCGUCAGUUCAUGUGCCGCGUUCACCACGAGGGUCGCAGUUAGCAGAGAGGAGGGACUUGAAACUCUUCUCACAAGGUUUUGGGAGGUGGAGGAUCUACCGGGCAAACCGGUAGAAGAUUCUGACUCUGUUUGCGAGGUCAAUUUCCAGAAGACCACAAGAAGAGAUGUUGCGGGGAGAUAUACGGUCUCACUUCCGUUUCGAGAUCCAACCAACAUCAACCUUGGUCAUUCCAGACCAGGGGCAUUGGCUCAGUUCCUAAAAAACGAAAGCCGACUCCUUAAAAAUAUUCCGGCAAAAACUGAGUAUGACGCCGUCAUCCAAGAAUAUUUGGACUUGGGCCACAUGCGUCAGGUUCCAUUUGACGGCACUAAUAACAAUUUUUAUUUGCCACACCAUGCGGUUUUCAAGCCCGACAGCACCACAACAAAGGUACGGGUAGUUUUUAACGCCUCUAGCAAGUCCACCAACGGAGUAAGUCUCAACGACAUACUUUACCCUGGUCCGGUACUUCAGUCCGAUCUCACUACUCAGAUUCUCAAGUGGCGUUUUUUCCGAGUAGUUUUCAAUGCCGACAUCACAAAAAUGUACCGCCAAAUUAUGGUCGAUCAAAUCCACACGCCAUUUCAGAGGAUCCUGUUCCGAAAUAAAGAGGGGCAACUUGGUGAUUACGAGCUGAAUACCGUCACGUUUGGCAUUAACUGUGCUCCGUUCUUAGCCAUCCGAGUACUUCAGCAACUCGCAAGUGAUGUACAAUCCAAAUUUCCUUUGGCUAGCGAUAUUAUCAAGUCCUAUAUGUAUGUCGAUGAUGUCCUGGCAGGGGCUCAUAAUGAAACAACGGCAAUCGCAAUGGUCAAUGAACUUCAAGACGCUCUUGGUUCAGCUGGCUUUCCCUUGCGCAAGUGGACAUCGAAUGUGAAGAGCGUGCUCAGUUCGAAAUCUAGAGUCGCCCCGGUUAAAACGGUUUCAUUGCCCCGCCUUGAAUUAUGCGGAGCUACACUUUUAGCGGAACUGGCAGCUGCAGUUCUUCCGCAACUUCCAGUUGAUAAUGCGGAGGCUUUUUAUUGGUCAGAUUCCACCGUCGUACUGUCGUGGUUAAAUAAGCCACCCUGCACAUGGACAACGUUUGUCGCAAAUCGGGUAGCAAAGAUUGUGACGGCAACAAAUGACGCCCCAUGGAAUCACGUUCGUUCAGAGGACAACCCAGCAGAUCUCCCUAGCCGCGGCCUGAGUGCGCAGGAAUUGGUACACAAGGAUUUGUGGUGGCACGGCCCACCAUGGCUACGGGAACCACAAGAGUCCUGGCAGCGAGCGACACCACUCCCACUAGACACUGCCUUGGAGAAGCGGGUAGUGAAGGUCCACGUCGCGAUCGCUAAGCCAGCCAACGAGAUAUUAUCUCGUUUUUCCAAUCUGGCACGUGCCUUACGAGUGAUAGCAUAUGUGAUCCGUUUCGGCAGAAGGUGUCGUAAACUGCCAAACGAUUACUCCGGGGAGGUGACCUCUAGCGAGAUCAAUCAAGUACUCCAGGCGUUGAUCCGAGUCACUCAGCGUGAUUACUUUCCGACGGAACAUCGGUGUCUACAGCAGAAGAAAUCUCUGCCCACGUCUAGCACCAUUCUCAAUUUGAAUCCUUUCAUUGACGCAUCAGGUGUGAUCCGAGCAUGUGGGCGCGUGCAACAAGCAGCGGCCCUUAGUUACGAUGAGCGUAACCCCAUUCUGUUGCCAGUAGUAAGUCCGUUGUCCCGGCUGUUGGUGCUUUUCACGCAUCAGAUCUCUCUCCAUGGGGGCAGCCAACUGGUAGUCCGUCUCAUCCGACAGAGAUACUGGAUUCCAAGACUGCGGAAUCUAGUAAAAUCGGUGGUCAAUUCAUGCAAAGUCUGUGUGAUUUAUAAAAGAAGGCUGCAAUCACAGCUAAUGGGCACCCUUCCGGCCCAGCGAACUACUUUCGCACGUCCUUUCACGACCACCGGUAUAGAUUUUGCAGGUCCUUUCGACAUCAAGAGUUUCACCGGCCGCGCUUGCCGCAUAUCAAAGGGAUAUGUGUGUGUCUUUGUUUGCUUUUCCACCAAAGCCAUUCACCUUGAGGCAACUUCGGAUUUGAGUACCGAAGCAUUUCUGGCAGCAUUCGCUCGCUUUGUAUCGAGGCGAGGGUGUCCCCAGCAAGUGCAGUCCGACAACGGGAAAAACUUCGUAGGUGCAUCCAGAGUGCUUGAAAAAGAUUUCCUAAAUUCUACCCAGCAGAAAAUAUUAUCCCACUACAGCCAUCAGAAUCUGUCCUGGCAUUUCAUCCCUCCCGGGGCACCACACAUGGGAGGGUUGUGGGAGGCUGGAGUUAAGAGUUUUAAAACUCUGUUCUACAAGGCCACUUCCAACCAAAGGUAUACUUUUGAAGAGUUCUCUACGCUGCUGGCUAAGGUAGAGGCGUGUUUGAACUCGCGGCCGAUUUCUCCUAUGUCUGAAGACCCCACCGACUCUUUAGCUUUGACCCCAGGCCAUUUCCUAGUUGGCGGUCCAUUGCUAUCCGUGACGGAACCUGAAAUCAAGGAUCAGGUACCGUCUAUCAUUAACCGGUGGCAGCGUCUGAAGGCCGUGAGUCAGCAUUUCUGCACCCGAUGGAAAGACGAGUAUCUGAAGGAGCUACAUAAGCGCAAUAAGUGGCGAUUCCCUUCUAAAAAUCUUGAAGUGGGCGAUCUGGUGGUACUCAAAGACGACAAUCUUCCAUUUAAUGAAUGGCGUCUCGGGCGAAUCCACCAGACACACCCUGGCAGUGACGGCAAUGUCCGCGUCGUCGAACUGCUUACCGCUCGCGGUAUUGUGAAGCGUCCCGUCGCAAACUUCCUGAUAUUCGUCAACCUAGAUCCCGUUUCCAUGGCUCCGAGACCGCGUUCAGUACAGGCAUCGAAAGAGGAGCGCAGAUGUUCGCGAGGAACUGAGUCCUUCCGUUGCCGAGUCUGUCGCGGAAUCCAUCCUCUGAAGCGAUGCCGUCGCUUCCUGCGGCUGAACGUGGAGAAGAGGAUGAGGGCAGUGCUGGCGAAUAAGUACUGCGCCAAUUGCCUGGCCCACCAACAUUCCGGAGGAAGCUGCUUAAGCGGUGAUAAGUGCCGAAUCUGUGAGGAGGAUCACCACACGCUGCUUCACUUCCAUGAACAGCCACGUCGACGCACUCCAAGCUCCGUCGUACGCCGAGUCACCCCCGAGUCCUCCAGACGAAGGGUCGCGCCAACGCCAGCCUCCGAUCCGAAACUGACCUUGACCACACUGCUGCAGCACCGCAAUCCGCAUCUGAUGCCCACGGCGAUGGUGCGCAUUGAGACGGAGGGAAAAACCUUCGACGUGAAGGCCCUGGUGGACCCUUGUUCUGCGGUAUCGUCGAUGGCGACGUCAUUGGCCACGGCCUUCAAGUUGACAGCCGUCAAUAUAGGGGCAGAGAAAGCGGUGGCAGCAGUGAUCCGGUCCCCAAUCAGUGAAGGAUGGCGAUUGGAGGCGAUCCUGAAGGUGGUCGAUGGCUUGUGCUGCCGCACUCCAAGCGCUCCGGUGGACCCACAGAUCGCCAAAAAGUUUGAGGGCAUCGUCCUGGCGGAUGAGACGUUCUACCGACCGUCGUCAGUGUCUCUGGUCCUGGGCGCGGAUGUGAUCACGGAGGUCAUGCUAGAAGGGAGUCUACCUGGGGUUGGCGGGCGGCCGAUUGCGAUGCGCACAGUUUUUGGCUGGACCCUGUCCGGAGCGUGCCAUUAA
Drosophila willistoni is the source of this 4515-nucleotide messenger RNA. RefSeq lists its product as uncharacterized. The transcript is spliced from 5 exons. Gene Ontology annotation, biological process: DNA integration. Gene Ontology annotation, molecular function: nucleic acid binding. Bases 1 to 4515 code for a protein of 1504 amino acids. NCBI's taxonomy places the organism in Eukaryota, Metazoa, Arthropoda, Insecta, Diptera, Drosophilidae. The record is from RefSeq and is a predicted model, not a curated record.